UAUCAAUUGAGUGGAUCAGUAUACUUUGUUAGUUGCGUUUUAUGCAAAGCUUCUGCUGACAAGAAAAUUCUCAUUAGGUUUUUACUUUUCUUUUGAUCAAUUAACGUCAUAGCUACGUUUGGCUAUGUUGGUAAACGCCAUAGAUGACAUUCGUACCUGAAAGCUCAUCUUUGGCUGAAAUUCCGUUAGUGCGGUUACUGCUAUCUGAAUUGGAAACAAAAUCUACGUCAUCGUAUGCAUAAAAGAAAAUGGUGGUUUGGUUUGCAUGGUGUGUUAUUCAAUGUAUUUGAAAAUGUUCUUCUGAUUCUGGGCUGACAUCUUGCAUCACCUCCAGCGUUGGUUACAGUCUCUGCAUUCGGAAAGCAUAUAGCAAACUAUAAUUAUCAGUGCGGUGAAUUAUGUACAUACUCAGUAAGGUCUGAAUGAAGAGAUUUGAAGUAGUGACCAUCUGAAGAGAUUAUCUAAAUCCAUAGCUACUUUGACAGUUCAUAAAUAUGGGGGUGCAGGACUUACAGAGUUUCCUUGAAAGUCCACAAGUGACUGGUGGAUCAGUACCUGUAGAUCUAUUACGUAUUGCACGUGGUGUUGCUCAGAGGCAGGCUCGUCAACAGCAGAGAGGCGGAAAGAAUGCUGGUUCCCAACAUACUGGUAGCAACAAGCUUAGUCUUGUUGUAGAUGGUGAAUGUUGUCUUGACAGAUUAUAUGGAGGCUAUUUCUCAGAUUGGGCAUGUGGUGGUCAGUGGAAUCGUAUGGUUCAGUUUUUAGCAGUUUUGAUACAAACAGUGCAGACAAGCCACAUUGAACUUGCAGUUUUUUUCAAUGGAUGCUUAGAACAACAACGUAUGACUGAAUGGAUUACAUCCCAGCAAGAAGUGAGGAAGAAAAUCAAUCAGGUAUUAAAACAUAUCAGCACUAAAGGCACACCUCCACCAAAGGUCUGGUGGACUGCUCCUGUAUGUCUGAGAACAUGUUUACGCAUGGCCUUGCGCCAUCUCAGCGUUAGUGUGUUAUGUACCAUGGAUGAUCAUCAUCAGGAAGUGAUUGCAUAUUGUAGAGAAAAUGGUUUCCAUGGUCUUAUGGCUGAUGAUGGGGAAUAUGCUGUAUUUGAUCCCCCACGUUACUUCUCUUCUGAACAUCUUAAAUUAACUUACAAGGGCUCCCUUGAGACUAAAGAGUACAUCCUUACUGAAGUUGCAAAGGGUUUGGGUUUGCAACCUGAUAGAUUCUGUAUACUGGCAGCACUUCUUGGCAACUACAUGCUAACAGAACAAGACUUGGCAGACUUCUAUCGUAAAUUAGGCAUGACUCAGAAUCCAGGAAAGAUUCCAGUUGAUGUACUAGUAAAAAAUGUUGCUGGAUUUGUGAAGACAUUACCUUCUAUAGAUAAUUUGGAUUCCACCGCAGUUCAGGUUUUUGGCACAUCAUCUGAUAAACGGGCAUCAAAACUGAAGCAGAGUGUACAGUAUUAUUUGAAUGGCACUAAGGAUGGUUUCUUACGUUAUCGGCCACAUCCAGCAGCAAGGCGAUCUGAUACAGCACACGUCACUGGACAAGCCAAAACACCUCCUCACACAAAUACCAAAGGCAAACAUGCCGAAAAUCUCGAUACUUCUAGGUUUGCUUCUGAAACUGCAGAGAGUGAGCGAGAUAGUUUGGCAGCCUACAAUGAAGCUACGGCAAAUGCUACUAAAACACCACAAAUAGUAAUUGAACCUCCCACAAUUGGUAGCCAGAGUGAUAUGGCAAAAUCUGCUGUUAAUGACAACCUGAGCAACUGUGAGGCAAAGAACCAUACCAGUGGUGCUGAUGAGGAAGAUACAACCUUGACUGUUGGGAUAUCAAAUUCUCAUGCCAUAAACGGUGGAAAUCACAGAUCCAGUCUACUUAUAAGUUCAUCUAGUUCAAGCAGCAGUUCUAGUGCCACUUCACCGUGCAGACUUACUCCAGAAGUUGGUUGGAACAGUCAGAAUUCUAAGUCAGUUGCUGGUGCAGAGGAUGUGAUUAGACCUACAUCCAACAAACUUCCAUCACUACCAAGUAUACCACCUGAAGUGAUGCGUACAGCCAGUGAGAGACAUCAAAAAGGACUAAUGUCACCAUAUAUAUACCAGAUUCUAACACAGGGUGAAAUAAAACUGCCCAUGUUAAUGGAAGAUGAAACUCACAAAGAAUUGCCCAGUAUUCAUCUUUUAUAUCGACCUGUGAGGCAGAUGGUAUAUGCAAUUCUGUUCAACCUUCAUCAUUACAUGUAUAUGGCUUCUAAGAGCAAAGAGAAAGGUGAGGCAGAAAAAUGUGAUAUCCCAGAACUUUGCGUAAAAGAAUGGAUUUGGUCAAAGUGCAAUCCAUAUCAAUCACCAGACUUGGUGAAAGCGGAACAAAUUGGAUGGGGUGUUCCUACUAUUCAGAGACUUUGGUUUGGAUCUGCUAUUGAUGACAAACGUCGCCGCCUUCGGGCAUUCCUGACUUGUAUGCGCUCAGACACUCCACUGAUGCUGAAUCCUGCCUAUGUUCCCCAGCAUCUACUUGUAAUGGCUUCCGUACUCAGGUACAUAAUGUCAUUUACUGACAAGAAGAUUCUCCGUAAACCAGAACUUGAUGCAUUCAUUGCACAGGCCUUUUCUCCAGAACUCAUGAAUGCUCAUUACCUUCAAGAGUUACAGCUCCCUGUGGUGUCAAGCCGUGGUGUCCAAUUAGCUGCGUUGUUCAUGCAAGGGGUAGAGACUGCAUUGCUAGCAAACGAUGCUUGUGGUGCCCCUAUUCCCUGGCUUAUGUGUUGCCCAUGGCUGUUUUUUGAUGGGAAGUUGUUCCACCAUAAAUUGGCAAGGACAGCUGUUGUUAAAAACCUUCUGGAACUAUGUGACCACCAUAUUGAACAUGUUGUGAAGGUAGAACGAAUGCGUAAGGCUGUUCUGGAAGGACUCAGUGUUCAGUUUGCAAGACCACCACUUCCUCAGAUGGCCGGUUCACACAUUUCCCUGUCUCCCUCUAAUAUCAUGCCAGCAGGAGGUCCAUUGAUGGCAUCCCGUACUUUGCCUGUGGGGCGCGGAGGUAACUUGUAUCCUACAAACAAUGGUGCUGCACGAGGUAUGCUUCGUCGGUCUGUGCCAACCAGAGGUGGACAGUUAGAGAUUGCUGGGGUUGUUGUUGGAAGUUGGGGUCCCAACUAUGGCACCAGAGGUGGAAUAUGUGGACCACCACAUUCUGGACCCAUUGCUGCUCACAGAGGAAUUAGGCUUGUUCCUCCACAGGUUACAUCAGUUGGUGGUUUGAAGACAUACCGACAGAGCAGUGUUAUAUCAGGAUACCAUGUGGCAUCUCUUGGUGCCACUGGCCGCCCUACUUUUCACACGCGGGGAUCUGGCAAGAGUUCGGCUGGUGCUGUCAGAGCUAAGAAGAACCAGGCUGGUGGCAACAAACGGAAGAGUUCUUCUGGCAGCAAAAAAAUAAUUCACAGAGAUUCAGAGAAGGGCAAGGGCCGAGGAAUGACAGUAGAAGCACCAAACAGUGGUGCCGCACUUCCUGCAUCAGACUUCCUCAAUAAUGACGUUGGUUUUUCUGGUGGAAGUGGAGUUGUAAACCGGCCUAGUGGAGAUUCUAGCAAGGGAACAAACAAAGUGGCAUCUGGUCAGUUUGAUGAUGUAUCACCUGCAGCUACCAUAAUAGCCAUUCCUGAUAAAUGUGACUCCUCUAGUCUUAAAAAACCGAAAGAUGUAGAAAUCUCCCUAACCCUUGUAGAUGGUAUUGAAAAUAAAGGCCAAGGCAAUGAGUCAGCUACAUCAGUAUUAGCAGGAGUACCAACUUCUGAAAAUUAAGGUUUGUAGUAAAGCAUGUGUCCAAAAGGAGAUGGAAUUAACACCUCAAUGUUUCUAAUACAUUUGCUUCAGUAUGCAAAAUUACACCUUCCUCAGUUUGAUUUUUAAAGUUAUUGACUAUUUUGGUACAUUUAUGUACUGGGAUUGAUGUGACUGAAACAAUAAAAGAAAUUUGUCUCCAGUGUGGGGGACUUGAUGAAAAUUAAAAUUUGUAACUGCAGUUGGUUUUGAGAUUCUCACAGCAGUGGCCAUGAAGAGUUCCCUCUUCUGGGACAUAACACUGUUCAGUCUGGUGAAAGUUGGCUGACGUUUGGGAGGAGGUUAUCACCUCCAUCUUCAGGGUUUUAAGAGUAAGCUGAGCAAGAAACCAUCAUGAAGCAGGCAGCAAGUAGAACAUUGCUCUUAGACCCAGAAGAUGGAGGUGAUAUGCUCCUGCAGAAUGUUGGUUGACUUUCACCAUACUGCAUGGCUCUAUAUCCUUGAAGAUGGUAAUUUAUUUUUAGGAUUUGGAUUCAAUAUGCCACUUUGUGAGGAUGCUGUGAUUGUUUAUGGAUUGUACUUUUAGUGUAUGGCAUUCAUUUUAUCUAAAAAAUCCUUGUCUUAAAAUUAAUACAGAGAGGCCCAAAAGUCAGUUAAUUGAUUAGUAAAAUGUGCACUAAAAUACAUUAGAAAUUUCUGUAGUAUUUAAUGAAUUUACAGAAAUUGUUCAAAAGGAGAUCUUCCAUGUUCAGUGCUCAAUUCAUAUUAUUUCUACAAAUUUACUGGCAGGUUUGAAUCUGAAAAUUCCUGUUAAUACGAGAGAAUGUUUUUAAGAACUGACUUUUCAGAAUUGAAUUUUACCUCUUUAUAUACUUUUAAAUAUAACAGUGGCUAGUUAUGUCUUAUGGAGGCAUAAGUUUUAAAAUUGUAAAUUGUCAGUUUAAAAUGAUGUGCAGAAUUAUAUGGUUGAGAUAUUUCAAUGUUUUUUCUUCAUCAGUGUAGCCAAAAUGGGUGGAGGUUGUUUGUAUAUAUCCAGUUUCUUUUGCUUUGCCUUUUCUGUUUCAAAAGGACAUUUUAAUAGUUAUAAAUAAUAAAUAUUUAUGUUAAAUUUGAUUUGUUUCAUUCUGGUCCAUCACACUAACAAUAUUAUGA
Molecule: messenger RNA, 4943 nt
Organism: Cryptotermes secundus
Lineage: Eukaryota; Metazoa; Arthropoda; Insecta; Blattodea; Kalotermitidae
Product: constitutive coactivator of PPAR-gamma-like protein 1 homolog
Exons: 21
Coding region: 495-3812 (1105 amino acids)
Cellular component (GO): nucleus
Source: RefSeq, a predicted model, not a curated record